CCACCUCCACCACCUCCACCACCUCCACCACCUCCACCCAUGACUGGUACAGCCAAAAUUGGGAAGACAUCUUUGCCUGGUCCACAAGAGCGGUCCUCCAGUGCGGCGACUACACCAGGCACGGUACCGCCGACGCCAUCAGCGAAUGCACAGCCGAACCCGACUCAGCAAGGAGCGGCCGGGUUCCGUCUGCAGUCUCUUCUCAAGCUGCGUGAUGUGCGUAGUGCUGACAACAAAUCGAACCUGAUACAUUACCUCGCCAACAUGGUUGCCAAGACCAACCCUGAGCUCUUGAGCUUGCCAGAGGAGUUUGCGUUCUUGAGCAAGCUGGAGCAGCAUCGAACCAAGGAGAUUCUGGAUCAGGUGCUCGAUCACCAGAAGGCAAUCAAGAAGCUGAGGGAUUUCCGAAGACGGCUGGCAGGAAAGGUCGAGACAUUGACCAAGGCUAUCCAGGAAGCGGCGAAGAUCUCUAAGAAACAAGAGAAUAGUAUCGAAGGUGAUGAGGAUGGUGAUCAGAAGAAGACUCAGGGUCCCCCUGUGGACGCGGAUGUAGCUCAAAAAGAGGAGCUGGAAACAGCGCGACAAGUCCUGAUCAAGCUGGACAAGUUUUUGAGCAAGGCUCAGACUCGAUUUGAGGAUUUGGUGGAUCUGGUCGAGACCCUGGACUACAGCUGGAAAUCGACAGCGAUUUAUUUCGGCGAAAAGACGGCAGCGGACAUGGCAGGGAUGCCCUCGGUACCCUCAUACUCCACCGCAAGCGGCCCGAGCACUUCAACAAGGACGAGAGUCAACAACUUUGGUCCAUCUUCAUCACAGCGACAACAGCAGCAGCAGAUGGUCAACAAAAUGCAGACGGGACCACGCAAACCACCAGAGGAGAUCUUUGCGGUGAUCCACGAGUUCCUUCGAUACUUCCGGGAGGCUCACCUUCAGAACGAGGAUGCGCAGACCCGAGCAAAUCGUCAGGCAGCAGCUGCAGCGGCUGCAGCGCUGCGUUCUUCUGCGUCUUCAUCAGCGUCAUCGGCUUCGCGACGGUCGUCAGCAAGUGGCGGAAAAAGUUUGUCUUCUACUUUAUCACUGAGAGGCGCCCAUGCGCGUCCUUAAGUCUUUGUUUUUUAUUAUUGAUAUUGCAUUGUUAUUUUUUUCUGCCAUUUUGUACUUUUUAUAUUACACCUCCUUGUACUAUAUAUACCCCACUAUUUCUUAAUGAAAAUAAAGCCAAAAGCAUUGUUGCAGAUGACAUUAAGAGCGAU
Messenger RNA from Gamsiella multidivaricata, 1253 nucleotides. RefSeq lists its product as uncharacterized. The record is from RefSeq and is a predicted model, not a curated record. The coding region runs from base 40 to 1104 and encodes 354 amino acids. NCBI's taxonomy places the organism in Eukaryota, Fungi, Mortierellomycota, Mortierellomycetes, Mortierellales, Mortierellaceae. The transcript has a single exon.